AUGGCGGCGGAGGUGUUGCUUGCGAGCAGCGAAAUCACAGAGGGAGAGAUUGGUGGGAUAGUUGAUGGGAAAAAUAGUGAUGACGGGAGGGGGAUAGGCAUGGGUGUACUCGAGGGUGGUUUGCGAGAAGGCGGUGGAAUUGUUGGUGUUUGGGGUAAUGGGGAUGAGGUAUCCGCGGAGUGGGGCGGCGGUUGUGGAUUCGACUGGGGAGUUUGA
Messenger RNA from Parastagonospora nodorum SN15, 216 nucleotides. RefSeq lists its product as hypothetical. Lineage: Eukaryota; Fungi; Ascomycota; Dothideomycetes; Pleosporales; Phaeosphaeriaceae. Bases 1 to 216 code for a protein of 71 amino acids. The record is from RefSeq and is a predicted model, not a curated record. The transcript has 2 exons.